Molecule: messenger RNA, 736 nt
Organism: Pieris napi
Lineage: Eukaryota; Metazoa; Arthropoda; Insecta; Lepidoptera; Pieridae
Exons: 4
Coding region: 100-480 (126 amino acids)
Biological process (GO): septate junction assembly
Source: RefSeq, a predicted model, not a curated record
ACCGUUUCGUCAUUGAGUCGACCGAUCGCGGCGUAGCGUCUGGUCUGGUCCUUGCUCAGUUGUGACCUCGUGUAAAUCGUAACCAGACGUAUAGUGAAAAUGGCUAUCAGCAGAUUAUCAAUCAUUAAAUUCUUGGAGUUGGCGUUGACGUGCGCAUGCGUCGCGCUACACUACCACAGCUACAAUGCCGAUGCCGACAUCGGUAUGCUGGUCACCGGCACCUUCAUCGGGUACCUUAUCAUCUUUGCUGGUGCUGCUGCAGGAUAUAUAAUGCAAACACCGAGUCAUAAACGCAUCGACAUCUUUUACUCACUCGUCGGUGUGUGUUUGUUUGUGGCGAGCGGAGCCAUUAUCAUUGACAGAUAUCAGCAUUAUGGGAGAAGUGAACUAAAAGACAAAAAUCUUGCGAAGGCUUCUCUAGCAAUCAUCAACGGUGCGCUUUUGCUCGUAGACGCCGUGUUGACUCAGCGAGGUGGAUAGAUGGCGCUUAAAUAUAAAAUUAUAUUAUUAUUGCAUAAUAUUUAUAAGUUAUUGAGCUAACGACUUGUAACCCUUUUAUAAGAGUAGUAGAGUAGUAAUUAGGACUUACGAAGAUUUUCUAUGUUUUUGACGAUACAAAUUUAUAAUGGUAAAUAUAAUUUGUAUUAUACAGACUUUCCUCACUGCCAACGGGAAACAGUAAAAUAUAGAAAAAUACAAACAAAUAUGUACAUCCUUUCUAUCGAUAAAACAGAAU